AUGGCUUCCCUACCAGCGGAAGAGAAAUAUGGCUACGAAGAUAGUCGUUUUGAAAAGGCUGUCGAUGCCCACUUUCAUUGCUCGAUCUGCUACAAUGUUCUGAAGGAACCAAUGAUGUGUAGCAAUAAUGAACACAUAUUUUGCCGUGGCUGUAUCACUGAACACUUAACUGUGAACUCGCAUACUUGCCCAGAAUGUAACGAGGACUUGACUAUCGAAACACUUCGUCGGGCCCCGCGUCUGGUCAACAAUUAUUUAUCUGAACUUAAGAUAAACUGUAGUUAUUCUAGUCGCGGUUGUUCGGAGUUCAUUCGUCUGGAAGAGGUGGAUUCUCAUGUUGAGAAUUGCGGCUUUGCCCCAGUGGAGUGUUCGAACGAGGAAUGCGGAAUGGUGAUUAAUAAACGAGAAUUGAUUCAUCACGAGAGCACAGUAUGCGAGUACAGGAAAGUCAAGUGUCAUUCUUGUCAAAAGUUAGAGCAAGAUAUAGAAGAAAUGAAGGAGGAUGUGGAAGAAAUGAAGAAGAAAAUGGCAUCCAAAGUGGAUGUAGACCAAGUAAAGGCUUUGAUGGUCCAGAUGUUUGAAAAAUUACGUUUCCUUGAAAACACCAUUCAGAUUUCAUCUGCUAUCAACCACGCAUCGAAUGCAUUAACGGAAGACAUCUUGGUAGCAGGGGGCUGGGGCAAAGGUGUUAAACGUUUAAAAUCUGUUGAACGAUUUUCGUGGAAGAAUAAUGUAUGGAGAAGAGUGUCCUGGAUGAAUAAUGAUCGUGCAGGAGCAACGUCGUUUGUUUACGAGAGUCGAGUAUUUGUCGCCGGUGGAUGUGACAGUGAUGUAAUUGAGGUAUUAAAUUUGAAUAACAAUUAUUUGCAAUGGGGUGAAUUGGUGGCCACCUUGCCCUAUUACUGUGUGCGCCUCCUCUCUGUAAUUUAUCAGAACCGUGUAAUUUUUUUCUGCACAUGUGAUGAGACUGCUACCGUGGAUUCAUGUGUAGAAUUUUGUCUCACUGAACCUUACACAUAUAAGGAGUUGUGUAGCAUGCCUGAGCCCGCACGCAAACAUUACAGGGUGGUUGCAUUUGAGCACAAAGUCUUGAUUUUUGGAGGAAAGAGUGGCGUUCAGAUCCUCGAUGACGUGUUGGAGUUUGAUCUUACUACGAACACGUUUAAAGCGAUGCCUCCGUUACCCUGUGCUUUGCAAGAAAUGGCGACAGUUCGUUGGGGAGAUCAAGCAAUUUUGAUUGGAGGUUUGGAUAAAGAUGGCUACUCAAAAAAAGUUCACAUGUAUAAUUCCAAAUCGGGUCACACCACUGAACUGCCACCUAUGACGGAAGAAAGAGCUGGAUGCUGUGCGGUCAUUACUGGCAAUACAAUCGUUGUAAUGGGCGGAAAGGGAAAGGGAAAAGAUCGUCACAGGUCUGUCGAAGCUUUCACUUUGGGAGGUUAUUCGUGGCGGUAUCUUCCUGACAUGAAUGAUAUUAGAAGUAUUCCCACUGCAACUGUUUUACCAACGAAAAACUUACCUUGACGCUUCUAACAGUUUCAGAGCUGUAUAGGAAACGAUGUAUUUCAUUCACAUUCAUUGAUGUGUUUUUACCCUACAUCAGUCGUGAACAGACUUAUUAAAAUUUAUUUAAUAGGUUACCUUGUAUUUCUGAAACUUGGAAGUUUAACAUUAAAUGAGGUUGACACUAAGAAUAAUAUUAGGAUUGAGACUAGAAUAAGGCCAAAACAAGUGUUUGAUCAUUAAUGUACGCACGAUUAUUCAUUUUAGAAUAAAUUUUCACCUGG
Paramuricea clavata is the source of this 1787-nucleotide messenger RNA. The record is from the annotation of a GenBank genome assembly. Lineage: Eukaryota; Metazoa; Cnidaria; Anthozoa; Malacalcyonacea; Plexauridae.